Strongyloides ratti is the source of this 378-nucleotide messenger RNA. RefSeq lists its product as hypothetical. The record is from RefSeq and is a predicted model, not a curated record. The coding region runs from base 1 to 378 and encodes 125 amino acids. Lineage: Eukaryota; Metazoa; Nematoda; Chromadorea; Rhabditida; Strongyloididae. The transcript has 2 exons.
AUGAAAUUUUUAAUUUCAUAUUUUGCAGUUGGAUUUGUAGCAUUCUUCGGAUCUGUAUGUUUAUCCUUAAGAUGUUAUCAAGGAGUAAUGAAUAAUACAAUUAAAAUUUCUGGAUCUGCCACAGAAUGCCUUGGUACAGCUUAUUCAUGUUUAAAAUCUGUUGACCUGACUUCUAAGAUUGCUACAAGAAAUUGCCAAUAUACUAAUUGUACUGAAAAUGGUUAUCAAACAUUUACUCCAAAAUGUACAUCAAAUGGACUUCAAGAGAUAUGUUGCUGUUAUGGGGAUGGUUGUAAUCCAUCUUCAAAAACAAUUUUCAGUAUGUUCACAAUUAUCCUAUCAUUAGUUUUAAUGAUAUCUUUCUUCAACUUAAUAUGA